Messenger RNA from Thamnophis sirtalis, 1008 nucleotides. Its product is annotated as olfactory receptor 6M1-like. NCBI's taxonomy places the organism in Eukaryota, Metazoa, Chordata, Lepidosauria, Squamata, Natricidae. The record is from RefSeq and is a predicted model, not a curated record. Gene Ontology annotation, biological process: G protein-coupled receptor signaling pathway. Gene Ontology annotation, cellular component: membrane. Gene Ontology annotation, molecular function: G protein-coupled receptor activity; olfactory receptor activity.
AUGGUGCUUCUGGAUUAUAUCUCUUUCUAUAUUUUGCAGAUGCUGUCCUCUACAGAACCUCAGAACCAGACCAUAACUACAUUUCUCAUUUUGGGUUUCCCUAAUACAAGAAAAGUAGAAAUUGUUCUCUUUUUCGUCUUUCUCACUAUGUACCUCCUUACUGUGACUGGUAAUAUUAUCAUCAUCAUAACUGUUAAUACAGAUAUACAUCUUCAAACCCCUAUGUACUUCUUUUUGGGAAAUCUAUCUUUACUGGAUAUAGGGUAUACUUCGUCCACUGUCCCUAAUUUGCUUUCCAUCCUUUUGAUGAAUGUGCAUACAAUUUCCUUAGUAGGUUGUAUUUCACAGUCUUAUUUUUUCUUUUUCCUUGGGUCAGCUGAAUGUUUCCUUCUUGCAGUGAUGGCCUAUGACCGAUACAUAGCCAUAUGCUACCCACUCAGAUAUCCAAUAAUCAUGAAUAAAAGAAUAUGUGUUAUUUUUGUGAUUAUAUGCUGGAUAAGUGGUUGCCUGUCUCCUUUGGUAGCUGCCCUUAUGUUAAUAAACUUACCAUUUUGUGGACCAAAGAUAAUUAAUCAUUUCUUUUGUGAUAUUCCACCAUUAUUGAAAUUAGCUUGCAUAGAUACAUCUUUGAUACAGCAGAUUAUUUUUCUACUUUCUGCAAUGGUGAUUCUGAGUACUUUUCUCUGCACCAUUAUCUCCUAUAUCUACAUUGGCAUAACUAUAUUGAAAAUACCAUCUUCACACGGUCGUCACAAGGCUUUCUCCACUUGUGCCUCUCAUCUGACUGUUGUUUCUUUAUAUUAUGGAACUGUUAUUUUUAUGUAUGUAAGUCCAACCACCCGUUCAUCUUUGGACCUGAAUAAAAUAAUUGCUGUGAUAUACAGUGUGGUUACUCCAAUGCUGAACCCAAUGAUCUACACGUUGAGAAACCAAGAUAUGAAAACAGCCUUAAAAAGAAUAAUGUUCAUAAUGCUGUUGAAUAAGAAAGAAUCUGAAUUAUCUCAUUGA